Aspergillus calidoustus is the source of this 2496-nucleotide messenger RNA. Lineage: Eukaryota; Fungi; Ascomycota; Eurotiomycetes; Eurotiales; Aspergillaceae. The record is from the annotation of a GenBank genome assembly.
AUGGCUACCACUCAAGAGUUCCAGUCUUCUCUUGAUUAUAUCAAGGCUCAAGAGAAGCUCUCCUUCCUGCCCGGCCAGGCCUUACCUCGCUUUCGAUCUCACUCGGCAAUGUCCGAAUUGACCGAAAUUGCCGAUACAGACUAUGACUCUGACUCCCUCGAGGGUUAUUCGGACAGUUCUCCCUACAGAAGCAAUGACUCGCUCGUGGCAGAAAGUGUAACUACAGUCUCAACCGCAGACGAACUGAAGACCCCUGAUUCCACCGGUCUUACCGCAUUCCAUUUCCACCUCGAUGAUAACCCUAUUAAGGGCCCUUCCGGUCCACAUCUCUUUCGUGCCAACUCGCAGGGAUCAGUGGAGUAUACCCACCAUUCGAACACCGACUACCGACCCGAGAGUGCACCGACCAGUGCAACGACUCCUUUCUAUUAUUAUGCCUCAAAGCUUGGAGAUGAUAGGAGAGAUACCCCGCUGCCAAACGGUGAGGCAGUAUCGCCUCGCUCGUCGAUUCAAGCGUCAACCCGCGCCUCAACUCGACCCUCGUCAAUCCGUACCGAGCCUAGGGAGGACAAUGUCCUGAACUGGUCCCCAAAUGAUGUCGUUCAUUGGAUGAGGAAACUCGGUUUCGAGGACUCAAUUGUCGAGAAGUUCUACAUCAAUGACAUUUCUGGAGCAAUUCUCCUUGAACUUCAGGCUGAGGAUUUGAAGGAGCUCGAUAUCCCUUCGUUUGGCAAGCGCCAUCAGCUAAUGGGCUGUAUUCGUCAGCUUCGAAGGAGCUCCUCGAAUUCUUCUCCUCAGACAUGCGAGUCUCAACCUACUCCUGACGCGUCUCUGCGCCUCAAUACAGUCACCCCGCAAACCAACGCUGCGGAGUAUGGUACCGAAAUUAACAACGGGCUCUUCGAAGAGCUUCCACGGGCCAGAUCUGGUUCGUCGUCUUCCGGGCGUCUCAAGCAGCACCGACAGACAAAGCGUGGGCGCCAGGGUACCGACGUUGCUCCCGAGGACUCAGUCUCAAUUGUUGCAAUUGAGCAGCUCCUUCCCAAGCUGCACACUUGCUCCAAAGGCGAGAACUGCCGCAAGUGGCAAAAGCAACAGGCCAAACUCGCCUGGUUGGCCAAGGACGUACCACCUGAAUACUUGGGUGGGCUGGCUGGUGGUGUUCUCGUCACAGGUGACCCAGGGAAUCCUUCAACUGCCCAAGCUCUUGCAAGGACGCCAAAAUCAGAUGUGACCCCUUCUUUGAUCGCUUCUUCCGAUAUUAUGGGCCCAGCCCAGUCCAUGGCGUUCUCCCUGUCUCAUGAAAUGCUGAGUGGCGUGCAGCCUCGCGAUCCGCAGGAGAAUGUGCGUAAUUUCCUUCAGUUUCAGAGCUUAGGCACGAUGCCGCCAGCGACAGACCCUGCUACGCCUCCCAUGGAACACACGCCUUCCCCGGAUACCCCGGAAUCCGCUAAGGCGAACCCCACUCUUUCUGAGAAUCUUAGACACCUUCCGAAGCUUCGAAUUCCCAGCAUGCACGCUUCGCUAGACUCAGCCUUGUCUCCUGACUCCACUGCCAUGCGCACAGUGACACCAACCAUUCUACGGAACAGACAGCAACACGCCCAGCGAAACAUGACCAAAUCUGCUGGCCCAUAUGGAUCGGUCCUCUCCCCAUCGGACUUUUACCGUGACGACCCUCAUUAUGGCCAGUCAACUCCAAUGUCCGAGGUCGACGCUCCAAUGACAGCUAUCCCCAUGGGCCCCGUUGCCCGUGACUGUUCCCAGUCUGUGCCACCCGAUAUGCGAUUUGGAGGCCACCAUGCUCGACAGCCAAUCGACCCCAUUGCGCGACCGUCCUCGACGAAGCCCGACAAUCACCGAAGGUUACACUCUGCUAUUGGGCAAACCGUUCAAACAUUGGUCUCUGUAGACGAGCGCUUGCCACUUCCGCCAAUCGAGACGCCUGAGGACCUUGACCGGACGCCACGGGCCCCUCACUGCAAGAACAACCCAUUCAGUCGCAAUGGCCAGCACGCCAACGACAUUAUCCACAGUGGCUGGAUGAAGAAGCGCAAGACAACAAAGCUCAUUCGCCACGAAUGGGAUGAGCACCACUUCAUCCUUCGUGGCACUCAGUUGUCCAUGUUCCCCGAUGAAGUCCCCUCCCGCCGCGACUCCAAAGCUCUGGAGCACAUUGACGUCGAUGACUACGCCGUUGCGUGCUCUUCCCUUGCGUCGAACUCAAAGUUGACCGCCGCAUUCAAGAAGACCGUUCUCAAGCGCAACAACGACCCCACUGGGGAAGCAGCUUUCGCCUUUUCUUUGAUCCCGGCGACGAGCACUGGCGCCGUCGACCGCAAGCAUUUCCUUACCAACGGCCCGAAACCCCACCACUUCGCGGUCAAGACACGUGAUGAGCGGAUUGACUGGAUGAGGGAACUGAUGCUCGCCAAAGCGCUUAAGAAGGGCCGUGAGGGCGGCGACUUGCUUCACCUCAACGGUACCCCGUUUUAA